Cheilinus undulatus (humphead wrasse) is the source of this 1233-nucleotide messenger RNA. RefSeq lists its product as uncharacterized. NCBI's taxonomy places the organism in Eukaryota, Metazoa, Chordata, Actinopteri, Labriformes, Labridae. Bases 41 to 754 code for a protein of 237 amino acids. The transcript is spliced from 4 exons. The record is from RefSeq and is a predicted model, not a curated record.
UCUCAACACGUCCUUCCUUUUCUGAGAGCUGAGCCUGACUAUGGAUCUGAUCUGGGUCUUGCUCCUCCUGUUCCUGCUCUGUGGCGAGGCCAAGAAUGUGACAAAGGUCAAGGCGAGUCUGGGUCAGAACGCCACUCUUCUCUGCUCUUUUAUAGAUGGAGACAUUUACUGGUUCAUGGAGGUCCACAGCGGCUUCAGGAGCUGCAUCAUACGGACUUUUGGUAAACGCUCCUUUGAUUCCUACAUUUUUACAUCUUCAGAGGAUAAAUUCAACAUUACACAAGGAAACAGGCUGCUGAUAUCAAACAUCACAGCUGAGGACUAUAGACUUUAUUUCUGUGCUAGAAAGCAAAGCGGUGAACUUCAGUUUGAGACGACAUUCAGCCUCGGCCCAGAUUCAGGUGAUCUGUCCCCUCCAUCCCAGGAUGACAGCCAAUCAGAGCUGAUCCUGGGGAGACUGAGCCGCACUGAGCUGAUCAUGUAUGCCUCCCUGGUCCUGAACACCCUCCUCCUCAUGGUUCUAGCUUUCCUGUCAGCCUCUCUGUGUUUGAAGAAGAGGACCUGUGAGAGGACAGACGGUGAUCCUUCAGCUACCAGACCAGGGCACCUGGAGGGUGUGGAGAGUCCUCAGUACGAGGAGAUCCAGCUCUCAGACAGAGCGCCCCCUCCUGUUCUUAGCCGGGACGAUAUUUACUCCAAAGCCGGGUUUCCUCAGUCCAUGCCGCCUCCACAGACACUCCUGGACAGGUACUGAUCACAUGGAAGGAUGCUACCUGGACUCUUGUGCUCCUUGUUUAGCAUGUUUGACCUCCUGGAGAGAAGAUUCCGGAAGUGACGAGGUCUGACGCAUUACUGAGCCAGCUGCAGACUCACGUUUAGGAGGACGUUUGGGACUCCCACCAAUCAGCUGCUCCUGUGACUGUUGUUUGUUUCAUAAGGUGAGCUCAGACAGGCCGUCCCAUGGCCGUUCACUCAGACUGAAGGAGGCUGAGAAGUGAUUGUACCAUCCUUUAUUUAUUUAGAUUCAGGCCUGGUCCAUGGGUAGACGGGUAUUUUUGAAAAACAGGGUUUUCUAUGUGCCGUCCAUAGGUCUUUAUGGAGAUCUGGGUUUAAGGAUCGACCCUGUCCACUAAGCCUGGAGGGGUGGAAAAUAGUCAGGAGACCACACUGAAGUCAUUAGGUCUGGAGUUGUAUUUAAAUAUUACAUUUGAAUAAAUCAUAGAAAAAAAUGAA